This is a messenger RNA of Effrenium voratum, 447 nucleotides long. The record is from the annotation of a GenBank genome assembly. NCBI's taxonomy places the organism in Eukaryota, Dinophyceae, Suessiales, Symbiodiniaceae.
AUGGCAGAUAGCUUGCGGACUGCGACCUGCUCCAUCGAAACUCAGCUCUUAAGUGCCAGACCAUUGUCACAGAAGGAAAUUUAUGUGCCAGAAAGGUGCAGCUUGCGUGCAAUGAAAUUGCAAUGCGCCACGGGCUUACAGUCUCUUUCUGCUUUUUUGCCAGUGCGAAACAGGUUUUCGUCCUUCUAUACCUUCCGUGUCAAUCUCCGGCAGGAGGGUCACGUGGGGGCAGGUGGAUUCAGAUUCAAGAGCAUAGUCGCAUUCGGCUCCGCAGGCAGAAAUUGCGGAUCCAAAGUCGAUAUUCAACGUCUGCAACUUUGGGCGCUGCAGGUGUGGGGUCUCAGCUUGGGGUCAGCCCCGGAACGCUUGCAGGCUCAGCCCGGAGUGUGGACAGUACAUGAGACUGAAGGCUGCUCAGCGAUGAGGUCAGCCAAUUGCAGGAUGUGA